AUGCGAAAGGGAGCAUGGGGACUGAUAAAAGUGACUUGCACUCUUCUCUGUAAGGACAGUGCCAAGGUGGAUGUUGCCAUGGGCCUCAAGGACCGCGCCGAUGUUUCUCCCAACGCUUACGGUCGUGCGCUCUCCACCGUCCUUUACGUGGUCGGCCUCGUACUCGGUUCCGACUCUUAUUACAGCGGUCAUUCUCAAAGUACAAAUGUGAAGGAGUCCAACUCCGGCGAUGAGCUGCAUCGGCACUGGGUUCGCCGUGCCCGGGGCGGCAUAAUCACGGAGCGUUUCGUCAGUCUCUACUCCGUCAGACAACAAUUGCACGACCUCUUCCUUGAGAAGAUUAGCAUCCCUUGGAAGCCUGUUCUUGGUCAGUGCUGGCUUGACUGCGCGAACCUCAUAAACUUCUCUCCGAAUGACUGUCGACCUCUAGUUGGAUUGGAUUUCGUCCUUCCCAUCCUAAAUUGCGUUCUCUUCUGGAGACGUAUGGAUGUCGGUCCAUCUGGAGUCCCAGCCGCCUUUGCUACUGUUGUUGCAGCAGAAUUUGCAAUGGCGAUGGAUAUCGUUGUGGAUGAUCUUGCUGCACAAUCUUUUAUUGAGAAAUUGCUACAAACAAUCAGCACUAGUGUUACAUAG
This is a messenger RNA of Echinococcus granulosus, 633 nucleotides long. RefSeq lists its product as hypothetical. The transcript is spliced from 6 exons. The record is from RefSeq and is a predicted model, not a curated record. NCBI's taxonomy places the organism in Eukaryota, Metazoa, Platyhelminthes, Cestoda, Cyclophyllidea, Taeniidae. Bases 1 to 633 code for a protein of 210 amino acids.